Symbiodinium pilosum is the source of this 501-nucleotide messenger RNA. Lineage: Eukaryota; Dinophyceae; Suessiales; Symbiodiniaceae. The record is from the annotation of a GenBank genome assembly.
AUGGCUGCUCCAGACCUCCUUUGGGAAUGCGUGAAGAACAACUCGGCGUUCAUCCGCAAGAACAAGAAUGUUCCCACCAUGACCGCUGAGCCAGGAAACUUGACUGGCUUGAACUCCUUCAAGUACAGUUCGCUGGCUGCCAAGCAGGUCUUGGGUUUGGAUGCCAAGAAGGUGGGCAAGAAGGAGUCCAUUGUCCUCACCACCCGCAGCAAGAGGGCGAGCAGGCAGCAGCGGCCUGGCACAGUGUUGACCACCACAGGAAUCAAGAAAGGCAAGAAGAAGGGCCCUGAGCAGCUGAAGAAGAUCAUUGCAGCGACCUACAACCGUCCAGAGUUGCUGGAGAUGGCCUUGGUCAAGUACAGCAAGAUCAAGCGGUCCUUCAAGAAGAAGGUGGCCCUGCAGCCCGCGCCUCGAACAAGCGUCGUCAUACCUCGAGGAAGGGCGAGAGACGAGACUCAAGAGCAUCCUCCUUCUGAAAGGUCGGUUCGCGGCCGGAAGUGA